CCUUUUGCAUACGCACGAGUGAGCCAAACGAGACUUCACGGAAUGGCAGACUCAGACGAAUUGGCAGGGGCUUCAUCCCCUAAGAAAACAUGGACCGAGCACGAGACAGAGAGGAUUGAAGUGGACGCCACUCUGGCCGACGACCUUGAUGACACGGUCGGAGAGCCGAGCUACACGACCUCCUUGGCCUCGAGCGUGGUCGACUAUCCCAUUGAAUACGGCCGUCGAUACCAUGCUUUUCGACACGGAAGGUACUCGCGUCCGAACGACGAGAAGGAAAUGGAGCGCCUGAUGCUUCUCCAUAAUAUCGUGACACGCCUCAUCGGGGGACUCUACACCGCGCCCAUCGACAAAUCCAAGACUCAUCGCAUCUUGGAUAUCGGUACUGGAAACGGCAUUUGGGCAAUAUCCAUCGCCGACGAGUUUCCCGACGCUACUGUUAUCGGCAACGACCUCUCCGCCAACCAACCCUCGUUCGUCCCACCCAACGUCAAGUUUGAAGUCGACGAUGUUGAAGACCCAUGGGUGCACCCGGCCAAGUUUGACUGGAUCUUCUGCCGCUACAUGGCAGCGUCCAUCCACGACUGGCCGAAACUGAUGUCCCAGAUUUACGAGAACCUCAACCCGGGCGGGUACGCCGAGUUCCAGGACUUCAACCUGACCUACUACUCGGAAGACGGCUCCCUGACCGAGUCGCACGCGCUGCGCCGGUGGAACGGCAGGCUGACGGACGCCGCGUUCUCGCUCGGGCGCGACCCCAACCCGGGGUCGAAGCUGGAGGGCUGGGUCAAGGCGGCCGGGUUCGCCGGCGUCACCGCCCGCCGCUACCGCGUCCCCAUCGGGCCCUGGGCGCGGAACCCGCUGCUCAAGGAGGUCGGCGCCUGGAACCUGGCCCAGGUGCUCAACGGCCUCGACGGCCUCUCCAUGCGCCUGUACACCACCGUGCUCGGCUGGAAGGAGGACGAGAUCUGGGCCCUGCUGGAGCAGGUGCGGAAGGACCUGGCCGACCCGAGCGUGCAUGCGCUGUUUGAACUCCACGUCGUGUAUGGGCAGAAGCCGGAGUAGACCAGAAAUGGUCUUUGAGAGUAAAAGGGCGAGAAAUGGACCGAGUGAUUGCGGAACCCUAGUGCUGAGGACCAUGAUCGUGCUGGAUGCAGACUUGUCAAGGGUGGUUUAUUGUUUUUUGCUUCUAUUUAUUUUUUUUAUUUAUUUCCUCAGGACGGUCCUUUCUCUUCUUCCUCGUAUACGCCGCAUCUCCGCCUGUUUUAUUCCGCAGCGAGAUCAUCUGAGUUGAACAGACAGCAGCGAUAUACUCCAAGUACCUAGAUACAGGUGCCGCCUUGAGUCUGAGUUGUCGUUUUCCGAUCGUGGAGUGCAGAGCACGUUCUGCGGCACAUUCUGCGGCACGUUCUGCGGCACGU
This is a messenger RNA of Thermothelomyces thermophilus ATCC 42464, 1421 nucleotides long. RefSeq lists its product as uncharacterized. The record is from RefSeq and is a predicted model, not a curated record. Lineage: Eukaryota; Fungi; Ascomycota; Sordariomycetes; Sordariales; Chaetomiaceae. The coding region runs from base 43 to 1065 and encodes 340 amino acids. Gene Ontology annotation, molecular function: methyltransferase activity. The transcript is spliced from 8 exons.